AUGAUCCAGACCGAAGAACGAACCCAAGCCCUAACACCCUAUCAGGUGCAGCGAUACAGCAGGCACAUCAUCAUGCCCCAGGUCGGCAGCGUCGGCCAGCGCAAGAUGCUCAAUUCCAAGGUGCUUAUAAUAGGCGCGGGCGGUCUUGGCUCACCCGUAUCCAUCUAUCUCACACUUGCGGGCGUCGGCACAAUCGGCAUCGUCGAUUUCGACACUGUUGAUGUAACCAACCUCCAGCGCCAAAUCCUGCACCAGAACGCCGACAUCGGCAGGCCCAAGGCGAAGUCCGCCUAUGAGACCCUCAAGGCGUACAACCCCGAUGUGAAUGUGCAGAUUCACGAAGAGCCUAUAACCUCCGAAAACGCCUUCGACAUCAUCCCUGAGUACGACAUCAUCAUCAACGGCGCGGACAACUUCCCCGCCCGCUACCUCGUCAACGACGCCGCCUACCUCAGCAAUAAGCCACUCGUGGACGGCAGUAUCCUGCUGUUCGAUGGGCAGGCGACCGUGUACAUGCCGGGACAGGGCUGCUACCGCUGCCUCUUCCCCACUCCGCCGCCUCCGGGUGAAGUGCCGAGCUGCGCCGAGGCUGGCGUUCUCGGUAUGCUCCCUGGUAUGGUCGGCAGCAUUCAGGCAGCCGAGACCGCCAAGCUGAUACUGGGCGUUGGCGAAUCCCUCACCGGUAGGUUGCUGCUCAUUGACGCUCUGGAUAUGUCCUUCCGCACCGUCAAAAUCCGCCGCAACCCUAACUGCCCCCUCUGCGGCGACGAGCCGACCAUCACCGAGCUGAUCGACUACGAAGCAUUCUGUGGCGUCCCUGUGUUGACCGCCGGAUAA
Messenger RNA from Geodia barretti, 837 nucleotides. The record is from the annotation of a GenBank genome assembly. NCBI's taxonomy places the organism in Eukaryota, Metazoa, Porifera, Demospongiae, Tetractinellida, Geodiidae.